Lontra canadensis (Northern American river otter) is the source of this 2261-nucleotide messenger RNA. RefSeq names its product acyl-CoA oxidase 1 (gene ACOX1). Gene Ontology annotation, biological process: fatty acid beta-oxidation using acyl-CoA oxidase; very long-chain fatty acid metabolic process; lipid homeostasis. The coding region runs from base 77 to 2062 and encodes 661 amino acids. Lineage: Eukaryota; Metazoa; Chordata; Mammalia; Carnivora; Mustelidae. The record is from RefSeq and is a predicted model, not a curated record. Gene Ontology annotation, cellular component: peroxisome. Gene Ontology annotation, molecular function: fatty acid binding; FAD binding. The transcript is spliced from 14 exons.
CUGCUGACACCCGUCGCCGCCGCCGCCGCCGCUACCGCUUCGACCCUUGCCGCCGCCGCCGUUGCGUGUCGCCACCAUGAACCAAGAUCUUCGCAGGGAGCGGGAAGCCGCCAGCUUCAACCCGGAGCUGCUCACGCACGUCCUGGACGGCAGCCCCGAGAACACCCGGCGCCGCCGAGAGAUCGAGAACCUGAUUCUGAAUGACCCGGACUUCCAGCACGAGGACUUGAAUUUCCUCACCCGCAGCCAGCGCUACGAGGUGGCCGUUAGGAAGAGUGCCAACAUGGUGAAGAAGAUGCGGGAGUUCGGCAUCGCGGACCCCGAGGAGAUCCUGUGGUUUAAAAAAAUACAUUUGGUCAAUUUUGUGGAACCUGUGGGCCUCAAUUUCUCCAUGUUUAUUCCUACCUUGCUGAAUCAGGGCACCACUGCUCAGCAGGAGAAAUGGCUGCUUUCAUCCCAAGGACUCCAGAUAAUUGGCACCUACGCCCAGACGGAAAUGGGCCACGGAACUCACCUCCGAGGCUUGGAAACCACAGCCACUUACGACCCUGAAACUCAGGAGUUCAUUCUCAACAGCCCUACCGUGACCUCCAUCAAGUGGUGGCCUGGUGGACUUGGAAAGACCUCGAAUCAUGCAAUAGUUCUUGCCCAACUCAUCACUAAGGGGAAGUGCUACGGGUUACACGCCUUCAUCGUACCCAUUCGUGAAAUUGGGACACAUAAGCCUUUGCCAGGUAUUACCGUGGGAGACAUCGGGCCCAAAUUUGGCUAUGAUGAGAUGGACAACGGCUACCUGAAGAUGGACAAUUACCGUAUUCCCAGAGAAAACAUGCUGAUGAAGUACGCCCAGGUGAAGCCUGAUGGCACGUACGUGAAGCCUGUGAGUAACAAGCUGACCUACGGGACCAUGGUGUUUGUGAGGUCGUUCCUCGUGGGAGAAGCCGCUCGGUCCCUGUCCAAGGCCUGCACAAUUGCUAUCCGGUAUAGCGCUGUGAGGCACCAGUCUGAAAUCAAGCCAGGUGAACCAGAACCACAGAUUUUGGAUUUUCAGACCCAGCAGUAUAAACUCUUCCCACUCCUGGCCACUGCCUAUGCCUUCCAAUUUGUGGGCGCAUACGUGAAGGAGACCUACCAUCGGAUUAAUGAGGGUAUUGGCCAAGGGGAUCUAAGUGAACUGCCCGAGCUCCACGCCCUCGUCGCUGGCCUGAAGGCUUUCACCUCCUGGACAACGAAUGCCGCUAUCGAAGCCUGUCGGAUGGCGUGUGGUGGGCACGGCUACUCUCACUGCAGCGGCCUUCCAAAUAUCUACGUCACUUUUACCCCCACCUGCACCUUUGAGGGCGAGAACACUGUCAUGAUGCUGCAGACGGCGAGGUUCCUGAUGAAAAGUCACGACCAGGUGCACUCAGGGAAGCUGGUGGGCGGCAUGGUGUCGUACCUGAAUGACCUGCCCACCCAGCGCAUCCAGCCGCGGCAGGUGGCGGUGUGGCCGACCGUGGUGGACAUCGACAGCCCUGACAGCCUGACGGAAGCCUACAAGCUUCGUGCGGCCAGAUUGGUAGAAAUUGCUGCAAAAAACCUUCAAAAUGAAGCGAUUCGGCGAGAAAGCAAGGAGGUAGCGUGGAACCUAACCUCCGUGGACCUUGUUCGAGCCAGCGAGGCACAUUGCCACUAUGUGGCAGUUAAGCUCUUCUCAGAAAAACUCCUCAAAAUUCAAGAUAAAUCUGUCCACGCUGUCUUAAGGAAUUUAUGUCUCUUGUAUUGUCUCUAUGGAAUCAGUCAGAAGGCAGGGGAUUUUCUUCAGGGAAGCAUCAUGACAGAGUCUCAAAUUACCCAAGUAGAUCAGCGCAUAAAGGAGUUGCUGACUGCAAUUCGCCGAGACGCUGUUCCUCUGGUGGACGCGUUUGAUUUUCAGGAUGUGACACUCGGCUCUGUGCUUGGCCGUUACGAUGGGAACGUGUAUGAAAAUUUGUUUGAGUGGGCCAAGAAAUCCCCACUGAACAAAUCAGAGGUCCAUGAGUCUUACUACAAGUACCUGAAGCCACUGCAGUCCAAGCUCUGAAGGGUCGUGGGGACAAGUUCCACUCGCUCCAGGAAGCAGCUGGACUCAACACCCCUUAACACUUGUUAUGCAAAUCUGCUUGGAAUCUUUACCAGACUCGGAGAGCUCUAGAGCAAAUGAUAAAUUGAGCCCUUUCCUCUUUUGAUAAAUGAAGAAGAAAAAUGAACAGAUUUCAGAGAUUAAAUGAAAAAAAAAAAAC